GUAAGUUUGUGUUAAAUACAUUCGACUGUCACCACUGGUGUUCUUGUUCACUACAUUGGGUCUUUUUGUGUAGCUUAAGUAUUUCUUUAGAUGAGUCAAGAUUUUCACAAAAGGACGCUCCAAUAUUAUAUACGCCAUUACUAAGAAUGUUGGUGAUUUCAUGGAGAUCUUUAGUUCAUUAUAAUUCCGAAAUGCGUUACAAUUCUUCUGUUGUACAAUAGCGGUAAGCUACAACUGGCAAUAACCCAAGAUAUUUCAUUCGAAUUGUUAUUUAAAGACAGAUUACUUAGCUUUAAUAAGUUUCAAAAAUAAUCUCAACAAUAUGUCCAUACCUUCUUGAAAUAUCAAAGGUCCUGAAAUGAAGAAACUAGUUUUUCUCAAGUGUCAACUGUUAAGUCAUAAUUUUAAUUUUUCACUAAAGUACAACAGGUCUGUCAAUGUACUUCUUGAAUGUAUGAAGCCUAUCCUAAUCGGCUAGACAAUGUUAAUCUACGUAUAUUUUUCACUUCGUUUUUAUUUUAUAUUUUUACGCAGUUUCCAUCUCCCAGAGAAAUAGCUUUAUCAUGUGGAAUUAUAUGUAACACAGAGAGUCGAUCUCAAUCACCGGAUAGCCAACCAGAUACAGAGGAUAGUGCGAAUUCUGAUACGCGUCAGUCUCCAACUAAUAACCAGAUUCAAUCAUUACUGUGUCCAGAACGAUUACCUGCUUUGUGCUUUCCCUGCCUUAUCCCUUCAUCUUUUUGCAGCCCAACAGAUGAAAUGAGUAAUGAACUUUGGAAAACAGCUUGUCAAACCGGACCAAGACCAAUCAUAUUUGUGUAUAGAUUUUCUUAUGGUCUACCUCAAGAACUAUUUGAUAAGGCUACAGUACGGUUGAAUUGGCCCGAACUAUUCAAAUUUCGAUAUACAGCACAUUGGAAGACAGGAGUGCAAAUGUUUAACAGUUUAAAUCGGAUAAUACUCAGAUUUCUACUCGUAAAAUCAGCUAAUGAAGACAGUUUAAUCAAGUUUGAAUUUCGUGCUCUACCAGUAGCAACCACAAAUUCAGAUGACAUUGAAAUUAGAACUCAAAAUGAUGAUACAGCAGCUAAUAUAGAUGAGGAAAACAGUGAAAAGAACACUUUAGAUGAAACUACAACGUUUGAUGCCAGUAAAUCAUUGAAAGAUAAUAAUGAUAAGCAUCAGAAACAUAAACAGAAGCCUAAGUGGCAUAAAUGGCCUGUUUCAGAGGAAAAUCUCUGGAAUCUUAUGUUGCCCAUAUUGAAGGAAUUCGAUUCCAUAUUAUUAGCUUAUAAAGGUGAGUAUUAUGUUUUGAUCAGCGUGAAGAUAUUUAUCGUUUUAAGAAAAGUCAAUUUUCAAUUUAGCUAAAUAAUUAGGUAGAUUAUUUACCGACAAA
Schistosoma haematobium is the source of this 1396-nucleotide messenger RNA. RefSeq lists its product as uncharacterized. Lineage: Eukaryota; Metazoa; Platyhelminthes; Trematoda; Strigeidida; Schistosomatidae. Bases 451 to 1368 code for a protein of 305 amino acids. The record is from RefSeq and is a predicted model, not a curated record. The transcript has 2 exons.